Venturia canescens is the source of this 838-nucleotide messenger RNA. Its product is annotated as acylphosphatase-1-like. The record is from RefSeq and is a predicted model, not a curated record. Lineage: Eukaryota; Metazoa; Arthropoda; Insecta; Hymenoptera; Ichneumonidae. The coding region runs from base 262 to 552 and encodes 96 amino acids. Gene Ontology annotation, molecular function: acylphosphatase activity. The transcript has 5 exons.
CAAGAAAAAAAUGCACUGAAGGGGACAAAAAUGUGUCAGUGAAAACACACACGGACUAUUCUCUGCGAUCGAUUCGUUUUUUUCUUUCUCGUCAGUCUCGAACGAAUACGCGAUUACGUGGACGAAAAAAAUGUUAUUGUGGAUCAGCAGAUCUUCAGGAUGUCAGCUAAAACAUCUGCUGAUUUCUGUUUUGUCUGUUUCUAUUAGUCUGUCCUUUGUUUAGUUUGCGUCACGAUCACGGUGUGCGGCAACGUUUCAGAAAUGUCGAAUCUUGUUGGAUUAGAUUUCGAAGUAUUCGGAAGAGUUCAAGGCGUGUUCUUCAGGAAGUAUACGCAACAGCGUGGUAAAGAACUGGGUUUGAAGGGUUGGUGCAUGAAUACGAAGGGAGGGAGCGUCGUUGGAAGAAUUGAAGGUGAAAAAUCCAAAGUUGAUGACAUGAAACACUGGCUUCAAAAGAUCGGAAGUCCUCAAUCGCUCAUCGAUAAAGCUGAAUUUCGCAACGAGAGAGAUAUCUCCGAAUUAACUUUUGCAGAUUUUUCUAUUAAAAAAUAACUUUUCAUCACAUGAUUUUCGUGCGCACUCGUAUCGUAUGUCAGAAAAAUUAUACAUAUGUAAAUCUAUUUGAGACAUGUAUUUAUCGAAAUUCGUGAUAAAAUUCCAAAAGAAUACGAUCAAAAAUUGAACGAGUGUCUGUCAUAGUGCAUCAACGUCGAACAAAAAGUUAUUACAGCGAUUUUUGUACAUGCGUUAUUCAUCGUGUUUGUGAAAGUGAAUAGUUCAACCCACCGAGUUCUGUAUUUAACCUAAAAAUAAAGAAAAACCGCUCCACUUCAACGUA